Messenger RNA from Lates calcarifer (barramundi perch), 2686 nucleotides. It is a transcript of the gene ankrd46b, whose product is annotated as ankyrin repeat domain 46b. The transcript is spliced from 5 exons. Bases 583 to 1269 code for a protein of 228 amino acids. The record is from RefSeq and is a predicted model, not a curated record. Gene Ontology annotation, molecular function: protein binding. NCBI's taxonomy places the organism in Eukaryota, Metazoa, Chordata, Actinopteri, Centropomidae.
CGAAAAAGAAGACGAGCGGAAGUAGAAGUUCACAAUAACAACACUGCUACUAGCGUUAGCUCGAAGGACAGCGAAGUGUGUUUUUUUCUGCUGGUUUGGGACAUAUUAACAGCUCAUAAAAACAAGGGACUCUCGGUUUGAUGAGGAAGAACACUGACCUCGACCGACCCGAUUCACAACCUUUCACCAACAUCAGCGCUGCACAGGUUCCAAAAACCUAAUGGAAAACCUGAAACCAGAGGAGCUGAGGCUGUUAUAGAAGCAGAUUAACAGCCUUGAAUUAAGUACGAUUUAUUUACUAGUGAUAAACAACAACACAAACCUGGACAAGGAUCAUCUCAGGUUUAAGUAUUUACCAGCACAAAGCACAUGAUGGGAGACCACAGAUCUGAAGAAGCCCUGUCGUGAUGUGUCAUGAAUUCUUAUGUGGAAGUGAGAGGAUCUGCUUUCUGAGUUGGCACACUUUUGCUGAGUGACACACCAACACAAAGACCAGUUUCAGCAUCCACUUCACAUCAGAGAUCCUGAGAUCCUGUUUCCCAGAGCUCAAGUACGCUGGAAUUUUCUGAUACCCACUCGGACAUGUCAUAUGUCUUCAUCAACGACUCGUCGCAGACCAACGUGCCUCUGCUGCAGGCCUGCAUCGAUGGAGACCUGCCCUUUGCCAAGAGGCUCCUGGAGACGGGAUGCGACCCCAACAUCCGCGACAACCGGGGCCGCACGGGCCUGCACUUAGCCGCCGCCCGGGGGAACGUGGACAUAUGUCGCCUCCUGCACAAGUUCGGGGCAGAUCUGCUGGCGACAGAUUAUCAGGGAAACACGGCGCUGCACCUGUGUGGGCACGUGGACACUAUACAGUUCCUGGUGUCCAACGGGCUCAAGAUCGAUAUCUGUAACCACAACGGAUCAACUCCUCUGGUGCUGGCGAAGAGACGCGGCGUCAACAAGGACGCCAUUCGUCUGCUGGAGGGACUGGAGGAGCAGGAGGUGAAGGGCUUCAACAGAGGACCCCACUCCAAGCUGGAGACCAUGCAGAUGGCCGACAGUGAGAGUGCGAUGGAGAGCCACUCCCUACUCAACCCCAACCUGCAGAGCAGCGAGGGCGUCCUGUCCAGCUUCAGGACCACCUGGCAGGAGUUUGUGGAGGACCUGGGCUUCUGGAGGGUGCUGCUGCUGCUCGUGGUCAUCGCCCUCCUCUCGCUGGGCAUCGCCUACUACGUCAGCGGCGUCCUGCCUUUCUCCACCAGCCAGUUGGAGCUGGUGCACUGAGGGCAGUGACCCAACAAGCGUGGAGCAGGGAGGUAGUAAAAUAAUCAAGUGAAGUUCUGCUUUCGGCUGUGUUGAUACAGAAACUCUGAUUUUUGUUUAUUUGCAGCCCUGAUCUCAUCUUGUUCUUGGUUGUCGGGCCAGGGAAGCAUCAUAUUGUACAGUUAGAGACCCAGAAGAACAAAUCUCACUUUCAGUUCAACACGUCCCCUUUAAAAUGACAUCAAUCAGCCUUAGAGAAAGUAAACACCAAGUGAAAAAGAGAAAGUAUAACAGUUCCCAUUUCACUUUUAAGUUUAAAAAGUAGUGUAGUAGUGUUACUGGGUACAGGCUGCAAGCUGGGCUUCCCCUAAUGUUUGGACAUAUUGUUUCUUCGAUAACCUAUGAUCCACAUGUUCAGGAUGUUUUUACCAGGAACUGAAUCAUCCACAGAGGUGUCCUCCUCUUCAAAACUAACACACCAGGUGGUUACAUCCAGUAAAAACAGCCACAGCACUGAUGCGUGCUUCUGUGGGAAUAUGACAACAUUGACCAAAUAAAACACUUACCUUGAUUAAAAUCACAGAUUUGCUAAGGUUUAACAUAUUAGGGAUAAUGUACUCAAAACUACUCAAUAAAAGGAAACAUAAAUUUAGUUACAUAUUACACCUUUAAAAAACCCUCACAAGCUUGAGACAGAUCCAGGCGGUUUCUUCUCUGUAUCCACUGGCUGAUAAUUCAGUAUGUUAGAUUGUUUAAACAUUAUGAAACCUGCCCCUAUACUUUAAGCUGCUGUUUGAACUGAAAUGACUCAUAGGGAAAUUAUGACACUUGUUUUGUUGAAUGCAGUCCAACAUUAACGUUUCCUCGUAUCCCUCCUGUUACACGCUGUAUAUUGCCUAAUCUUUAUAUUUUUAUGUUCUUGUCUCUCAGUUGUGUUAUUUAUCAAAUAUCUUCUGUAUUCAUUUCCUUUCAUGCUGUAUGUUUUGUUAAAAUCCUGCGCCCUCUUUGACCCAGUUUGCUUUAGACCAACCUGCAUUUUGUCGCGUAGUGAAAAUCUUCUGACUGGAAACAGCUUGGUUGUGAGUGUGUGAGUGUCUGCGCACACACUGAUUAGAAACUGGACCGUGUUCCUUCUGUCAGAAAGCUUCACUACAGCUCAUUGACAUUCCCCCCGCCUGAAGCAUGCAGCUUUGUUGCAUUGAAAUCGACCAUAUUGCUGUAAACAUCAUGUAGAGGCACAGUGCUUAUCAGGUAGGAUAAUGGCAGCAGAUUAAUGGUUAUGACUUGUUUUGUUGUGUAUUCUUUAAUGUCCUGGAAACCAUGUCGAUUUCAUUUGUCGUAGGUUUUCACUUUUCUGUGAACAGUAACACGUUUGAAGUAAAUCCUAAUUUAAUGUGGAAAAUAAAUAAAACCAUGAAUGAUUGUAAUCGAACCUUUA